Molecule: messenger RNA, 369 nt
Organism: Onthophagus taurus
Lineage: Eukaryota; Metazoa; Arthropoda; Insecta; Coleoptera; Scarabaeidae
Source: RefSeq, a predicted model, not a curated record
AUGAAAAAUGUCUCGAAUGUUGUUAAAAAUCAGGAUGUUUUAUCUCUAAAUCAAGAACGAAGCAAAAAAGAUAGAGAAGGUUUGUUACAAAAAAUCCUCCCAUUUAUGGUGAUCCCAUUUAUGAUUUCAUCAAUGAUGAUUCCAAUGGCUUUAAUCGGGUUAAAAUUGAUGUUGUUAAAAAGCGCUUUUAUAGGAAAAGUUGGGAUCAUUUUGCUUUUAAUCAGCAUGUUUACCCGAUUUAAUAACCAAGGAGGAGUUUAUAGCCAUAACAUUAAUUUGAGUCCGGUUGAAAAGGAAAUUUCUAUGGGUCAUUAUGGUUAUAACGGAGACGAAGAAUACGGUGCUUAUAUAAAUCGAAAAAAACGAAGA